CCUCUGGCUCUUCGGCUCGCCCUCUGUGGGCUCGCCAUCUGCAUCAAUCCGCAUCGUCAGUGGCAUUAGUACAAUGGCUGCGACGCCCGUCGACAUGGAGCUGAGAAAGGCAUUUCAAGAGCUACAGAUGAAGAUGAUCGACACAACACGGCGCCUGAGGCUAGCUGAUGUUCAGAUCGACAACCUCAAGAAGGGAAUCAAGCGCGCCUACUACACCGGCGAAGCUGUUUCCGAGGCGCCGCCCAACACGAAGAUGUAUCAGGCAGUCGGCCGAAUGUUCAUCGUAGCUGAUGCUGAUGAGAUCAAGAAAGACCUUGACGAAAAAAUCAAGACUUGUGACGAGAAAAUUAAGAGUCUUGAGAGCAGCAAAAGUUACCUGGAGAAGAGCCUCAAGGAGUCUGAAAACAACCUCAGGGAAAUGAUCGUCCAAAAGCAAAGCAUGCAUUGAAAUCACUUAGGUCAUUUUACACUUGCGCUGUCUUAAGUAACUCAUUGUGAAAUACCGUGUUUUAAAAGUCUGUAGUGUGCUCAAAAUGGUUAGGGGUGGCAUGCAUUCAAAUAUCUGGAUGAAAACUUUCUUUUUUGUUUCUUUGUCUAUAUUCAGAGUGUAUGUUGCUGUUGAGUAAAAAAUACUUGUUUGCGGACAACUGCGAGUCUAUCAAGAAAAAGUGUCAUGGGUACGUUGGGGUUUCUGCAUGAAGAUCAUUUUACAAACACUUAAGGGGAAUUGGGGUUCGCAAAUAAAUACUUUUUUUCUUUUGGAA
This is a messenger RNA of Ixodes scapularis (black-legged tick), 764 nucleotides long. RefSeq names its product prefoldin subunit 1 (gene Pfdn1). Gene Ontology annotation, biological process: protein folding. The transcript has 4 exons. The record is from RefSeq and is a predicted model, not a curated record. NCBI's taxonomy places the organism in Eukaryota, Metazoa, Arthropoda, Arachnida, Ixodida, Ixodidae. The coding region runs from base 74 to 448 and encodes 124 amino acids. Gene Ontology annotation, cellular component: cytoplasm; prefoldin complex. Gene Ontology annotation, molecular function: protein folding chaperone.